This is a messenger RNA of Lepidothrix coronata (blue-crowned manakin), 980 nucleotides long. It is a transcript of the gene ARL14EP, whose product is annotated as ADP ribosylation factor like GTPase 14 effector protein. NCBI's taxonomy places the organism in Eukaryota, Metazoa, Chordata, Aves, Passeriformes, Pipridae. The coding region runs from base 178 to 960 and encodes 260 amino acids. Gene Ontology annotation, cellular component: intracellular membrane-bounded organelle. The transcript is spliced from 4 exons. The record is from RefSeq and is a predicted model, not a curated record.
CCCGGAAGCGCCGCCAUGCUGAGGGAGGGCGGUUCAUGGUCGCCGCCGCCGCCAGCGGGGCAGGGAGCCCGGGGACGGGGAGCGGGACGGCGGGACCGGACCCACGGACAGGGUGAUCUUCAUAGAAACUCCUAAAGAACUCAAAAUAAGUGCAAUAAGUUGUUCUGAUAAAGUAAAAUGGAUCCUUGUUCAGUUGGAGUUCAGCUUCAAGCUACCAAUGAGUGCCAUAAGACCUAUUACACCCGUCACACUGGCUUCAAGACUAAACAAGAUGUAUCUUCGUCUGACCUGCUGUUGCUUCAGCUCAGGACUGGAAUAACCCUUUCAGAGAACAACACGAUCUGCUUCCACCACGCGAAAAUUUACAUUGAGAGAUUCGAAGACUUACAGAAAUCAUGUUGUGACCCCUUCAACAUACACAGAAAACUGUCCAAGAAAAACUUACGAGCCAUCGAUAUGGAUGAUGCAGCUUUUCUCAGUGCCAAGUUUGGGAGGCAGUUUGUACCUGGUUGGAAGCUGUGUCCCAAAUGUAUGCAGAUAAUAAAUGGAAGUGUGGACGUUGAACCCGAAGAGCGACAAAGAAGAAAACUUGAUCCGGACGGACGUACAGCCAAGGCUUUAAAGUCUCUGCAGUUUGCUAAUCCAGGGCGACAGACAGAGUUCACUCCUGAGACCAGUAAGAGGGAAAAAAGAAGGCUGCAAUCAAAAAUUGCAGCAUUUAAUUCAGACAGGCAAGUUAUACCAGCCAAGAGCAAAGUCUAUGACAGCCAGGGGCUGCUGCUUUACAGUGGGAUGGACCUCUGCGACUGCCUGGACGAAGAUUGCCUGGGGUGUUUCUAUACUUGUCCCAAGUGCGGCUCCAACAAGUGUGGGGCGGAAUGUCGCUGUGACCGCAAGUGGCUCUACGAGCAAAUCGAGAUAGAAGGAGGGGAAAUAAUCAGAAAUAAGCAUGUUGGUUAGUGCAUGUGUGCAUUAUUUAA